This is a messenger RNA of Williopsis jadinii, 915 nucleotides long. RefSeq names its product deoxyhypusine monooxygenase (gene LIA1). Gene Ontology annotation, biological process: peptidyl-hypusine biosynthetic process. The record is from RefSeq and is a predicted model, not a curated record. Lineage: Eukaryota; Fungi; Ascomycota; Saccharomycetes; Phaffomycetales; Wickerhamomycetaceae. Gene Ontology annotation, molecular function: protein binding; deoxyhypusine monooxygenase activity. The transcript has a single exon. Bases 1 to 915 code for a protein of 304 amino acids.
AUGGGGUUAUUAGAGGAGCUGCGUGAUACUCUCAUCAACAAGUCCGGCGACGUGGAGCUGGGCAAGCGAUUCAGGGCGUUGUUUGACCUGAAGCACAUUGGCUCUGAGUGGGAAAGCAACCCGGAGGAUGCCAAAAGGGCAGUGCAGUACAUUGCGGAGUCGUUCAAGGACGACUCAGAGCUGCUGAAGCACGAGGUUGCGUAUGUGCUGGGCCAGACGAAGAACAUGGACUCUGCUCCCAUGCUUAGGGACGUGCUGAAGGACGAGGAAGGCCAGCAGUGCAUGGUGAGACACGAGGCUGCGGAGGCACUUGGUGCGCUAGGCGAUGUCGAUUCAAUGGCGUUGCUGAAGCACUACUACGAGCACGAUCCGCUUCUCGAGAUCAGACAGACCUGUGAGCUGGCAAUUGAACGUAUCAACUGGGAAACAAGCGAGAAGUCCAAGCAGGAGAAGCUCCAGGCGAGUGCGUUCUCGUCCAUCGACCCUGCGCCUCCGCUAUCGCUGGAGAAGGACUACGACCUGGACAAACUGACAAAGAUCCUCAAUGACCAGGACGAGCCCCUGUUCAUCCGUUACAGGGCCAUGUUCAGGCUGAGAGACAUAGCCACUGAUGAGGCGUGUCUGGCCCUGGCCACCGGCUUCGACGACCCAAGUGCGCUGUUCAAGCAUGAGAUCGCCUACGUCUUUGGCCAGCUGUCCAACCCUGUCACUGUGCCUGCGCUCGUCGAGGUGCUGAAGAGACAGGACGAGGCUCCGAUGGUGAGACACGAGGCUGCCGAGGCAUUGGGGUCCAUUGCGACGGACGACGUGCUGCCAGUGUUGAAGGACUUUGCAACUGAUUCGGAUGAGGUUGUGAGGGACUCUGCCAUCGUCGCACUGGACAUGUACGAGUACGAGAACUCCGUGGAGGUUUAG